AAAUUUCUACAUAUAGAAAGUGAUCAGUCCAAGUCUUCUCUUUCUUUUUACUGACCCACAAUACACUUUAUCUAAUCACACCUACCCAACCUUCACAAAUUUUCCAUCUUUUUGAUCACAUAGGCUUUUGUAGGUGGUCUUGAUCAUUUUCCAACUUUCUUGAAGGAACCAAAUAAUAUGGAAAGAUAUGAACUUGUUAAAGAAAUUGGGUCUGGUAACUUUGGUGUAGCAAAGCUUGUUAGAGACAAGGGUACUAGAGAGUUGUUUGCUGUCAAGUUUAUUGAAAGAGGACAAAAGAUUGAUGAACAUGUUCAAAGGGAGAUUAUGAAUCAUAGAUCUUUAAGACAUCCAAAUAUUAUUAGAUUCAAAGAGGUGUUAUUGACUCCAACUCACUUAGCAAUAGUAAUGGAGUAUGCAGCCGGAGGAGAGCUUUUCGAGAGGAUAUGCAAUGCGGGUAAAUUCAGUGAGAACGAGGCAAGAUUUUUCUUUCAACAACUUAUAUCAGGAGUUAGCUACUGUCACUCGAUGGAAAUUUGUCACAGAGAUCUUAAGCUUGAAAACACACUGCUAGAUGGAAGCACAGCUCCUCGUGUUAAAAUAUGUGAUUUUGGGUACUCAAAGUCAUCAGUUCUGCAUUCUCAACCAAAGUCAACAGUUGGAACGCCAGCUUACAUUGCACCCGAAGUUCUCUCAAGAAAAGAAUACGAUGGAAAGCUUGCAGAUGUCUGGUCAUGUGGGGUAACUCUAUAUGUGAUGCUCGUUGGGGCAUAUCCGUUUGGAGAUCCUGAUGAUCCAAAGAACUUUCGAACAACAAUUACCCGAAUACUUAGUGUCCAAUACUCUAUUCCAGACAGUGUAGAAAUUUCGUUGGAAUGCAGACAUCUUCUUUAUCGGAUAUUCGUUGCCAAUCCUGAGAAGAGAAUAACCAUAAAAGAAAUCCAAAUGCACCCAUGGUUCUUAACGAACUUGCCUAUGGAUUUGAUGGCUGGGGGAAGUUCUCAGAACACAAUAUCUAGUGACACAAAUCAGAAUAUUGAUGAAAUAUUGUCAAUAAUACAAGAGGCAAGAACUCACCCUGGGAUGCUAAAUGAUGGAUCACCGCAGCUUCUUGGCGAUAGUAUGGACUUUGAUGAUUUGGAUGAUUCUGAUAUUGAAGACAUAGACAUAAGUGAUGAUUAUAGUUGCUCACUAUAAGAAGGUUACCAAAAUAUAUGGUUAUUUUACAAGUUUUCAGCAUACGUUGUCAUACAACAUCUUUUAUGUAUGAUAUAUAUGAUAUCUCA
Messenger RNA from Erigeron canadensis, 1283 nucleotides. Its product is annotated as serine/threonine-protein kinase SAPK2. Lineage: Eukaryota; Viridiplantae; Streptophyta; Magnoliopsida; Asterales; Asteraceae. The record is from RefSeq and is a predicted model, not a curated record. The transcript has 9 exons. Gene Ontology annotation, molecular function: protein serine/threonine kinase activity; ATP binding. Bases 178 to 1194 code for a protein of 338 amino acids. Gene Ontology annotation, biological process: protein phosphorylation; intracellular signal transduction.